Molecule: messenger RNA, 647 nt
Organism: Phytophthora sojae
Lineage: Eukaryota; Oomycota; Peronosporomycetes; Peronosporales; Peronosporaceae
Exons: 1
Coding region: 4-534 (176 amino acids)
Biological process (GO): positive regulation of DNA damage response, signal transduction by p53 class mediator
Cellular component (GO): nucleus; cytoplasm; aminoacyl-tRNA synthetase multienzyme complex
Source: RefSeq, a predicted model, not a curated record
AGCAUGUCGGUGUCGCUGGACCAGUCGGCGGACGCCGAGUUCCUCCGCUUCGUGGCGCGCUUCUGCGGCGUGAACCUGGGCUCCGCCGCCUCGGGCCGCCUGCGCGUGCGUCUGGGCAAGACCACGGAGCUGUACGAGGCCACGACCAUCGCCAAGUACCUCGCGCGCUUCGCCGACCGCGAGCACGAGCUGCUGGGCCAGACGCCCUUCGAGCGCGCCCAGGUGGCCAUGUGGAUCGACUUCGCGCGCGGCAUUCAGCGCUGCCCCCCGGCGGCCUCGCCCGCGCACUGGCAGGUGCUGGAGGCCUCGCUGCAGCAGAAAACAUACCUGGCGGCCAACCGCGUGACGCUCGCGGACGCCGCGCUCUACUACACGCUGCACGCAGCGGUCAGCGGCUUCACGGAGGCCCAGCGCGACCAGUACGCCAACCUCGUGCGCUGGUUCGACCAGGUGCAGCACACGGCGGGCGUGCUCGGCUUUCGCAACUUCGACGUCGUCAGCCUCGAGCGCAAGCCCAUCGCCUUCACGGCCUAGAAAGAGACGGCGAGAGCAGAAGCAGGAGCAGGAGCGUGCAGACGGAGGCAGCGGCGGACGUGGAUAGAUUCGCUCCCGGCGACGCUUAAUUCUGCAGUAAUAGGAGACGCGGG